AGGGAACCCUUAAAGCAGUGCCUCCCUGCACUUCUCCAGGACGCCCAGUAGGUGGUGCCAGCCGGUGGCUGUCUGCUCUUGCUCUGACACUUCUUCCAGACCUGUUGCAUUUUCAUUCAGCUGCUUGACUGGUGCAUUGGGAAGGCAGGCAGCUCUCAGCUGUAUUCCAGAAGCUGAUCAGGUCUCCUGCUGUUGGUUACAGCAAAGCCAUACACUUUAUUAUCAUUAUCAUUGUCAUCAUGGUGCCCUCUUCUCUCAGGCAGACCCAGGAGGAUCACAAGAGGUCAUGAAGAUCUGAACACUCCAUAUCACCUCUCUGUACAAUUUAUGGACAUUGUCUUCUCCAUUCAGCAGAUCCAUAAAGAUUGAUGUGGAGUAGAAGUGGGAGCAAGUUCUAGGAAGUAUAAAUGAAGAUGGGAAGGUGUGUUGACUACAAGCUGGCCUCUGGGAUGCUGGCAGCAUGGAUAAUUAUAUCACUGGCUGUUCCAUCUUCAAGAUAUCAGGCUAAAGCUGAGCAAGAACAAGGAGCGUACUUUCUUCCGGAGUUUGCACUGUCUCCACAAGGAAGUUUUCUGGAAGACACAACAGGGGAACAAUUUUUGACUUACCGCUAUGAUGAUCAGACAUCUAGAAUUACCCGAUCUGACAACGACAAAGAUGUUGGCUGGGAUGCCUGGGGCACCUGGAGUGACUGUUCUCGUACCUGUGGGGGAGGCGCAUCCUACUCUUUGCGGAGAUGUCUCAAUGGCCGGAGCUGUGAAGGACGAAACAUUCGUUACAGAACAUGCAGCAAUAAUGACUGUCCUUCUGAUGUUGGAGACUUCAGGGCCCAGCAGUGUUCCGCACACAAUGAUGUGAAGUACCAGGGGCAGUAUUAUGAAUGGCAGCCAGUAUAUAAUGAUGCCACAGCUCCCUGUGCUCUGAAAUGUCAAGCGGUGGGGAAAAACCUAGUCGUGGAACUUGCUCCAAAAGUUCUAGAUGGUACCCGGUGUAACACAGACUCUGCAGAUAUGUGCAUCAGCGGUAUUUGCCAGGCCGUGGGCUGUGAUCGGCAGCUUGGGAGCAAUGCCAAAGAAGACAAUUGUGGAGUGUGUGCCGGAGAUGGGUCGACUUGCAGGCUGGUGAGGGGACAAUCCAAAUCUCAUCUUUCCCCUGAAAAACGAGAAGAGACAGUAAUUGCUGUACCGCAUGGAAGUCGUAGUGUGAGAAUAACAGUAAAAGGACCAGCUCACGUUUUAAUUGAGUCCAAAACGUUGCAAGGUGAAACUGGGGAGCACAGCUUUGCAACGCCUGGAAGCUAUGUAAUAGAAAACACAACAGUGGAAUUUCAAAAAGGAUCAGAAAGGGAAAUUUUAAAAGUGCCAGGACCACUGCGAGCAGAUUUCAUCAUUAAGACUAGGUACGUCUCCUCCAAGGACAGUGUUGUGCAGUUUUUUUUCUACCAGCCCAUUAGUCACCAGUGGAGACAGACAGACUUCUUUCCGUGCACUGUAACCUGCGGAGGAGGAUAUCAGCUGAAUUCUGCUGAGUGUGUUGAUAUCCGGUAUAAUCGUACUGUCCCAGACCAUUACUGUCAUUAUUAUCCAGAAAAUAAGAAGCCUAAACCAAAGCUGAAGGAGUGCAACAUGGAUCCCUGCCCAUCCAGUGAUGGGUUUAAAGAGAUAAUGCCCUAUGACCAUUUCCAGCCUCUUCCACGAUGGGAGCACAACCCAUGGACAGCAUGUUCAGUUUCGUGCGGUGGAGGAACUCAGAAGCGCACCAUUGUAUGUGUAGAGGAAACAAUACAAGGGGAAAUAUUGCAGGUGGAGGAGUGGAAGUGUAUGUAUGCUCCCAAACCUGCUGUUUUGCAGACCUGUAACCUCUUUGACUGCCCCAAAUGGAUGGCUAUGGAGUGGUCACAGUGUACAGUGACGUGUGGAAGAGGCUUGCGCUAUAGAGUGGUGUUAUGUAAUGACCAUCGUGGGCAACACACAGGGGGCUGCAAUCCCCAGCUGAAGCCACAUAUAAAGGAGGAAUGCAUUGUACCUGUACCAUGUUACAAACCCAGAGAAAAGUUCCCUGUGGAAGCUAAACAUCCGUGGCUGAAACAAGCACAGGAACUAGACGAGACUAGAACAGCAUCAGAUCAGCCAACGUUUAUACCAGAAGCCUGGUCUCCCUGUAGUGUCACGUGUGGUCGAGGCAUGCAGGUGAGGGAAAUAAAGUGCCGCAUUCUGUUGACGUUCACCCAGACUGAAUUAGAAUUGCCAGAUGAAGAAUGUGAGGAUGAAAAGCCAGCCCUGGAAAGAACUUGUCAUCUGCCAUCAUGCCAUGGUGAUACAACUGCCCUGGCAUCAGAACUUCUUCCAGAAUGGGAAGAUUCCACUGAAAUAUAUGACUGGGAAUACAUUGGCUUCACACCUUGCUCCAGCAGCUGCUCAGGAGGAAUACAAGAAGCUAUAGCAGCAUGUCUUCAUAUCCAAACAAAACGAAUAGUAAACAACUCUUUCUGCGACAGCUCAAUGCGUCCACCUGCAAUGACCAGAGCCUGCAACACUAAGCUCUGCCCUCCAAGGUGGCAGAUUGGACCCUGGAGCAGAUGCUCGGCAACAUGUGGAGUAGGAAUACAAACAAGGGAUGUGCAUUGCUCUGGCCUGGCUGAGUCUGGCAACAAUUCUGAACAAGAGUGUGGCGGUAACAAGCCAUCGGCACUGCAGCCAUGUAACCAGAAUGAUUGCCCUCCAGCUUGGCAUGUGGAAGACUGGCAACAGUGUUCUCGGACGUGUGGAGGAGGUGUCCAAAACCGCAAAGUGAGUUGCAAACAGUUGUUGGCAGAUGGGAGCUUUAUGAAACUUUCUGAAGAACUCUGCCAGAUGCAAAAACCAGCUAGUUAUAAACCUUGUGGGAAAGUAGAUUGUCCCCUGCAGCUAACUACAGGAGAAUGGUCCAAGUGCUCUGUGAAAUGUGGCAUUGGAAUCCAGAGAAGAACACUGGCUUGUCAGAAGGUAUCAGCCAAGGGACAAUUAGUCAUUGUCAACGGAUCUCUGUGCCACGGACUCCCUAUUCCAGCUCUUGUUAGAACGUGUCGUGUUGCUGUAUGCCACAAAAAUAAACAGCAUCUGUCAAAACAAGAGGAAGGAUAUGGCCCACCAGAAAUUCUCAGUAUCCAUCGGGUUUACAUUCAGACCAGACAAGAAAAGCGCAUUAAUUUUACAAUUGGAAGCAGAGCAUAUUUACUUCCUAGAACGUCUGUUGUGAUAAAGUGCCCAGUGCGCCGCUUCCAAAAAUCUCUUAUAAAAUGGGAAAAAGAUGGACAACCUGUCAGAAAUUCCAAAAAACUUGGAGUCACAAAAUCAGGAUCACUGAAAAUUCAUAACUUGGACGUUCAGCAUAUAGGUGUGUACAAGUGCAUUGCACACUCUGCUUAUGACACCUUUGUUCUUAAGUUGAUUGGCACCGAUAACAGACUCCUGGAGCCACCAAAUUUUGAAAAAGAUGCUAACGAAGCAAAUAAUUUGGGGGCUAAAUGGCAUAAAAUGAGCAAAAUUUGGAAAUCAUGGAAUAAAAACAAUAAUUUGCACCACGAAGGCAGCCAAGCCCAAGAUGUUAUGGUAUUAAGGAGUCUUGAAACUCUAGUGACAAACUCUGCUGAGGUAUAUGGUUCCCAAGAGUUUAAAGACAAGAGACUGGAGGCUGCAGUCCUACAAGGUGCUUACAGUAUGGACACUGUUCAGUUUGAAGCUCUGGUUAGAAACAUGAGUGAACUCAUCGAAGCUGGGCAAAUCAGUGAUGAAUUUGCUAGCCAGAUUAUAUCUCAUGUAGUGAAUGAGCUGUCGAAACCACAGCCACCUCUGGAAAAAUGGAAGGUUCCCAGUGAAGAUAAUGUAUCAGACCAUAAACUGGAUGGAAAAGAACCAAAUGCUGUAGGCCAUUUCAGUGACAAAGCCAUGGAAAAGAAUCAUAUAAACAGAUUACUGAUCAUUCGCAAACAAAAUAAUGGAAAUAUAUUGUCAUCUAACAAGACUUUACACUUGGUCAUUGGGAGUAAUGCAUUCAUUACAAACAGCACAAUGCUCAUUAAAAUCUAUUGUGAUGUUGACAGUGAAGCUGCCACAAAAUUUAGUUGGAGCAAAAAUGGAGAAUCUCUGAAAUUUUCUGACAGGGUUUCACUAGAGAACAGUAGAACACUUCUUAUAGAAAAUCCAACGGUGGAAGAUAUGGGCUUGUAUCAGUGUACAGCUGUUAAUGGGCAAGGGUCUGAUAUGGAAUAUUCACACUUAUACUUUGCAGAAGCACCUGUUAUCCAGAUCUUCAGAAGGAACAUCACCAGCUUGAACAGGGACAGCAUAAUGGCCAUUGUGGGUGACAAUUUGGUGACCAGAACGGGACUGAAUGUAACUCUGGAUUGCCCUGUAAAAGGGUUACCUAAUCCCAAAUUAACCUGGAUGAGAAAAGACCACUCCUUGCCAAACAAUUCAUUUGUGCUUUCAAACGGUUCCCUGCAGCUAACAAAUAUCAGCUCUGAAAACGAAGGGAUGUACAUUUGCACUGCAAUAAAUGUACUUGGAAGAACAGUAGCAAUGACUGUUCUACACUUAUCUGAUCAAAAAGCAUACAAUUCUACUGAAGAUCUUUCCAGGAAAGGCAAAAGGCGAGUUCUCAUGGCGUCUUCAGUGGGCACUAGCGUUUCUGGUAAAGCUGGGGACCUCCUACGUAUCGGUUGUCCAGUGCAGACAAGCCACCAGAACACCAUUCAUUGGUUUCUAAGGAAGCAACCGAUAGAAGAAAUUAAGGGUUUCAAAUACCGGAUUCUUGUAUCUGGCCGUGUAUUGGAAAUAAAUUCUUUGUCAGAACAGAGUACUGGAGAAUACAGAUGUUGGACUUCAAAUAACUCAAAGACAAUGUCUGCUUGGGUGAAUGUGUCCCUGCAAGUGUACAGUCUACAAUAUGGUGAGUGGACACCUUGCUCAACAUCAUGUGGAAACAUGGGCUCUCAAGUCAGAACACAGCACUGUGUGAACUCUGAAGGGCAGAAAGUGGACAAUUCAUUGUGUGAACAUCUUCAGCCUUUAGCAGCCAGUACUCAGUUAUGUAACAUACAGGACUGUCCAAUAAGAUGGGCCACAAGUUCAUGGUCUGAAUGUUCUGCCUCCUGUGGCACAGGAUUCCAGCUCAGACAAGUGGCGUGCCAACAACUAAUGGCAGAUGGUAGUGUAAAGGUGCUGGCUUUAAAUUACUGUGGACUCACCAAUCGACCAGCGGCAAGGAAGCCUUGUGUGACUGAUACCUGUGUGGACUGGGUUCCUCAACCUUGGGGACAGUGUUUUAAUCGCUGCACCGGACAAGGAAUGGGCUUACAGCAUCGGCACAUUGUGUGUCAGAACCGGAAUGGAACCGUGGUGCCAGACACUUACUGUGUUAGAAGAAAGAGGCCCGCUUCCAGAAGGGACUGUUCUUCGGAGAUGUGCGAUGUGUACUGGAGGACAGGCCCCUGGAGACCGUGCACUGCAGCAUGUGGAAAUGGUUUUCAGUCUCGGAAAGUAGACUGUGUGCAUAGGAAGAACGGCAAAGUUUUGGCUGAUCAAUACUGUGUGUGGAAACGGAGGCCCAUGACUUGGCAGCGCUGCAAUAUUACGUCCUGUGGAAAAGGAGAAUGCAAGGAUACAACUCACUACUGUACAUUUGUAAAACAGCUUAAGCUGUGCUUAUUAGAGCUCUACAAACAGAGAUGUUGUGAAUCGUGUAACGGAGCGUAACUUCUCCUGAAAAACCGUGCUCUGCGGUAAACUGAAGAGAUGAGAAGGAUCCUCAAAAAACUUGUAAAAAGUUUGUACAUUUAGGUUUAAUAUUUAGAAUUUAGAGGUCUAUUCAAUGGAACACCCCUGCUGCCCACUGGAAACAGAAAAGCAUAAACCUAAAAGUGAAAUAAAAUAGAGUCUGUAUGGCCGAAUCCCACUUUAUAGACGUUACCAGGAUUAAAUAACUAAUGUUGAAGGGCCAACAAACUUUAAAAUAAAUGAUGUUAUAGUUAAACUUUAAAAUACUUUAUGUUAAGAAGCUAAAAUUUCCAACAUUGAGCCUAGGUUCACAC
Messenger RNA from Rana temporaria (common frog), 6070 nucleotides. It is a transcript of the gene ADAMTSL3, whose product is annotated as ADAMTS like 3. Gene Ontology annotation, molecular function: metalloendopeptidase activity. NCBI's taxonomy places the organism in Eukaryota, Metazoa, Chordata, Amphibia, Anura, Ranidae. The coding region runs from base 408 to 5735 and encodes 1775 amino acids. Gene Ontology annotation, biological process: extracellular matrix organization. The record is from RefSeq and is a predicted model, not a curated record. The transcript has 31 exons. Gene Ontology annotation, cellular component: extracellular matrix.